UUGGUACGGAAUGCAUUAGCAGCAAUCAAAAUUCAAUUAAUUUUGUGUCUGGCAAUAAUUUAAACUGCGAAUGCGUUACAAUGACCAGCAGGAAUUGUCCAACAGAUGUUCUCGCUGAAACUCAAAAUUUAUCACAACGCAUGCGAGCAGCAUACGAUGUAUCUCAGAGCUCCACCAUAAUCGGAGAUGCCGCCAUUUCCUUGGACACCCUCCGGAUGAACCUUGCCUCCUUGAUCGAGCAGGCGAAGAUCCGUAUCCACAAAGCCAGUGUUAACCAAACGGCACCGCUGACGGAGAAACAGGCCAAACUUCUGAACGAUGCCAUCUAUUCGGCAAGCUCGAUCCUACGAAAGGAGGAACAACUGGCGAGUGGCCAGAACAGGAAACGCGGAGACGCAGAUACGACGGUGGUCAGUGGGGAUAAUUUCCAGGAACAGAUGACCAACUUGAACAAACAGCUGAAUGCCGUUUCGAUAGAGAUGGCCAAACUGAAACGGGCCAACGAUAACAUCAUGAACAUCUACUCGAACUAUAUGCUGGAAAAUGAGGAAUGCGAUUCUGAAGAGGACGACGGUGAGGAUGAAACCGAUAGCAAUGAGGAAAAUAAUACGAUUUAUAAGCGUUGUUGAAGAUGGCAAGGUGGGUCUUUAUUUUGUUCGUACAUGUAUGUUUAUUAUAUUGGGAGA
Messenger RNA from Ochlerotatus camptorhynchus, 686 nucleotides. RefSeq lists its product as uncharacterized. The transcript has 2 exons. The record is from RefSeq and is a predicted model, not a curated record. Lineage: Eukaryota; Metazoa; Arthropoda; Insecta; Diptera; Culicidae. The coding region runs from base 81 to 629 and encodes 182 amino acids.